AUGAUGGUCAACUUCGCCUUGUCAGGCAGAAGGCACUGCGACUAUGUCUCCACGGGCGCAGCUUUGGCCGCUGCGCGUGACCACUCCGUCGUUGACGUGGAGGCCGGUCGAUACUUCGAGUCGACCGUCCGCGUUCGCGCCAACAAUGUCACUCUCAGGGCCGUGGGAGGAGAGGUCGUGCUCGAUCUGGCAGGCAUCGAGGUGGGUGCUGGGGGAGUGCUGCAACAGCAAGGCAAGCUGCAGGUGAGCGUGCGGGCCUUCCUGGCUGACGGCGUGCGGCUGGCCUCGGGCGCCUCGUGGCUCCAACUCGGCAGCGCCACCAUCUCGGCCGGCCAGGCGGGCCACGACCGCGACUUCUCCCUCAACAACGGUGUGCUGGUGGAGGCCAAUGCGUCGUGGCACCAGACAGGCCCGUUGACAGUUCUUGCACAUGGCUCCAUUGGCGUGUUCCUUUCGUUGGGAGGUCGGUGGGAGCAGAGCGGUCCGGCGAGCCUCACCAUCGUCGGUCAAGGCGACUCACAGAGCAGAGGCACGUCAUGA
This is a messenger RNA of Acanthamoeba castellanii str. Neff, 540 nucleotides long. RefSeq lists its product as uncharacterized. NCBI's taxonomy places the organism in Eukaryota, Discosea, Longamoebia, Acanthamoebidae. The coding region runs from base 1 to 540 and encodes 179 amino acids. The record is from RefSeq and is a predicted model, not a curated record. The transcript has 6 exons.